AAGGGGCGGGGCCAAACAGCCGCGACGCUGCCUGGUCGUCUAGCAACGGCCCAAAGCGAAGAUAUGGAGGCCUGCAGCAGCAGGGAGCUGGAGGCCAGGAAUUAUUUAGAGAAACAUCGGAUAAUGGAGUUGCUGAACUAUCUCACCAGCUCCCUGGUCUUUUACCAGCCAGAUAAACCAAGAGAGUAUUUAGUAGCUCUAUUGGAACGACUGAGAAUUGCCAAAAUGACAGGCGUGGCUUUUCCUUUCUUUAUGGAUCACUCUAACAUUGUGGCUAUGUUCGAGAUGAUGGACUCCUCGAGCAAAGGCACCAUAUCAUUUGUGCAGUAUAAAGAAGCCCUAAAUACCCUAGGUCUGUGUACUGCAGAUGAAGUUUUAAAAGAUGAUGGAUAUGGAAUAACUUUGGAUAAAUUCAAGCUUGAAGUGAACAAGAGGACUAAGGAAAUAUGGUCAGCAUUUUAAUAACAUCGUUACAUACACAGGCCCAAGAACUGGACAAGACAGAAGAGGAUGGUGGCAAUGACGGCUCAGUAGCACCUGGAAAACCAGCAGGCCUGAAAUGGGACAAUGUGGAUGGCUACAGACCAACCAGGGCUAGAGGCUGCUAGGCCUCCCCUGGAGCCAGAACACUCUUGCACAAUAGAAAGAGUUCCAACUACUA
Molecule: messenger RNA, 661 nt
Organism: Pteropus alecto (black flying fox)
Lineage: Eukaryota; Metazoa; Chordata; Mammalia; Chiroptera; Pteropodidae
Gene: EFCAB10
Product: EF-hand calcium binding domain 10
Exons: 5
Coding region: 64-462 (132 amino acids)
Molecular function (GO): calcium ion binding
Source: RefSeq, a predicted model, not a curated record